AUGUUACAAAAUCGGCUUGCUAAAGGAACCUUCUUUCUUUCUUUCGUUAUUUCUUCCGUUCGUUUUUUCUUUCGUUCCUUCUUUCUUUCCCUUUCUUUAUUUUCCUUUCUUUCAUUAUGUUUCUUUCUUGCUUGCUUUUCUUUUCUUUUCCUUUCUUUCUUUCUUUCUUUCUUUCUUUCUUUCUUUCUUGUUUUUCUUUCUUGUUUGUUUGUUUCUUUCUUUCUAUAUUUCCUUUUCUUUCUUUCUUCCAUUCUUUCUUUCUUUGUUUCUUGUUUGUUCUUUCUUUCUUUCUUUCUUUCUUUCUUUCUUUCUUGUUUGUUUGGUUGCGUGUUUGUUUCUUUUCCUUUCUUUUUUAUCUUUCUUUUUUCUUUAUCUUUCUUUCUUUUCCUUUCUUUUCCGUUCUUUCUUAUUUCUUUCGUUCUUUCUUGUUUGUUUGUUUGUUUGUUUCUUUCUUUAUUUCCUUUUCUUUGUUCCAUUCUUUCUUUCUUUCUUUCUUUCUUUCUUUUUCUUUCUUCCAUUCUUUCUUUUUCUUUCUUUCUUCCAUUCUUUCUUUCUUUCUUUUCUCGACCUUUUCAUUUUUGCUUUUGUUUUUCUACUUCGAACGUCGUUACUUUUGACACGUUCCCUUUUCGAAUCCUUACACCAUCCGACAAAGCAAAACAUCCUACUGUGUGCGUACGCACCAUCUGA
Acanthosepion pharaonis is the source of this 690-nucleotide messenger RNA. Lineage: Eukaryota; Metazoa; Mollusca; Cephalopoda; Sepiida; Sepiidae. The record is from the annotation of a GenBank genome assembly.